Molecule: messenger RNA, 858 nt
Organism: Penicillium brasilianum
Lineage: Eukaryota; Fungi; Ascomycota; Eurotiomycetes; Eurotiales; Aspergillaceae
Source: the annotation of a GenBank genome assembly
AUGGCUCCAAAUCCAUCAGCCUCGGCGCGCCAACCGCUGAAAAUCCUCAUGCUCCAUGGCUACACCCAGUCCGGCCCCCUGUUCCACGCAAAGAGCCGCGCCCUGGUCAAACACAUCCAAAAGGCCUUUCCCCUGCACGAGGUGUCCGCAAUCUACCCAACGGGUCCUCUUCGCCUGAGGCCAAGUGAUAUCCCCGGUUACGAACCAUCCGAAGGAGGGCUACAGGAAGACGAGAUCGAAGCAUACGGCUGGUGGCGUCGAUCCAACACUGCCACUCCUCCUCUUUACCAGGGCCUAGAAGACGGACUUGCAGCCGUGGCUAAGGUGCUUUCGGAGGAGGGCCCCUUCGACGGUGUCAUUGGAUUCUCACAAGGCGCUGCCAUGGUGGGGAUGGUUGCGGCGUUGUUGGAGAGUGGGCGCAAGGAGGCCUUUGCGAAAUUUGAGAAGGAUGAAUCGGAGGGAGCGCCGGGAAUACACUUCCCAGCGUCCUUUGCUGCGCCCGGUUUCCAGCAUCCGCCAUUCAAGUUUGCGAUUGCGUAUAGUGGAUUCCGGUCUCCGGGGGCGCGGUAUCGUGGUUUCUACGAGAGUCCGCCCAUUCAGACACCGAUUUUACAUGUGCUGGGAUCUUUGGAUGCGGUUGUGGAGGAGUCGAGGAGUCGGGCAUUGAUUGAAGCUUGUGCGGGGGAGCCGGAGAAGGAUGGUUUGGUGGUUUGGCAUCCCGGUGGUCACUUUUUGCCGAGUCAGCGGCCUUAUUUGGAUGCUGCAGUGCGGUUCAUUCGGGAGCAAUUGGAGAAGAGCAGCGGGGCUACAAAAGCAGAUGAGGAGGAAGAUGUGAACGAUAUGGACGUUCCAUUCUAG